Messenger RNA from Pectinophora gossypiella (pink bollworm), 1501 nucleotides. RefSeq lists its product as uncharacterized. The transcript has 6 exons. Bases 196 to 708 code for a protein of 170 amino acids. The record is from RefSeq and is a predicted model, not a curated record. NCBI's taxonomy places the organism in Eukaryota, Metazoa, Arthropoda, Insecta, Lepidoptera, Gelechiidae.
UGGGUGGCGUCUCAAAAAACGUCAAAUACUGUCAAAGUGUCAAUGUCGUGUCGUACGUAUCGUCUGUCAGAGUUUAUUUACGGUUAAAACUUGAAGUUUGGUUACUUUGGUUGUGUUUUGCCGGAAAAUUAUAUUUCUGAGACCUCUCGAGGGUUAUUUUGUAUUGUGAAGCCAAAGAUCGAGUAGUUUGUGAGGAUGCCUGUGCUCGAGUCGUGCUGGUCGCCAUGCAUUUGGUCGUCAAAUGUGAAGACCGGAAGCCGGGCGGUGGCUGCUUAUACAGCCGCGAUGAGCGUGGUCCUCAUCACGUUCAUCGUGUACCAGAUGUGCGGAGGAGACUCCACGCAACUCUGGAACCCACUGUUUGAAGCUGAUGUUAGAGGAUCCCUGCAAGUAUUUGGAAUAAUCUUUAUAGUUAUUCUAAUCACCCUCAUUGUGUCUUCUAUUCUAAUGGUUGUCGGCAUGGACAUAUGGAUGCGUGGAUUGUUAUUACCAUGGAUGAUCACUAUGGGCCUCAUUAUAGUCUUCCAGUUAAUAUUCGGAUUGUGGCUCCUUGGCGGUUACUACAUCUAUCUGGAUGCUACAUUCGCUGCACUUCUUGACUUCCUGUGGAUGGCAUACAACAUCUACUGUUGGCUCUGCGUCUUGUCUCAAUACCAGAUUAUCCUCGCGAUGCAGUCUCCCAAUAUCGAGAUUUUAGUUGAAUACUAGCCUUGACGGCUAUUUUUAAAUAAGGUAACUUGUAUCUUCUGUUGUAGUGUAGCGAGUGAACAAAAUUAAUCAUAUGAAUUUGAUUUUAUAUUGUAAUGAAUUUGGAACUUAUAUUAAGUAUUAUAAUUAUCGUUUAACAUACAUCCAUAGCCAAGGGUCUCAAUUUCUCGAGAUUUAAAAAACAUUGUGAGGUACUUUUAAAAAGAAAAAAAAACAACACGAAAGUAUAUAUAUAUAUAUACUUAAAAAAUACUAUACUUACCUAAAAUGAAACGCACGCAAACGCAAAAAUACAACAACUAACAACUAUAGUUUUUGCGUUAUAUAUUUAUACUAUUACUAUAGUAUAUUUGCGUUUAUAUAUAAAUAUACCUUAUGCUCGCGUUAUGAAUGUUUAUAUUUAACGUAAAAUAUGAUACGCGCCAAUGUGCAGUACAAGAUAGUUACUUUAUAUCUAAUUACGAGAAAUGUUUCUAUUUUUUAUUGUAUAGAAACAUAGAAUAAUAAUUACAGGUAGGUUUUCAGAAAGUGCCUGAUAGUAAUGUAGCUAAUAAAUGUAAAUGCUAUACAUAGCUUUACAUAUCGCAUUUUUACCUAUUUCAAAGGAGGUUAUUUACUCUUAAUUAGGCUUAAGAUGCAAGACUUUUCUGUCCGUCCAUUAUACAAAUAUUUUAUCUGUAUUUAUUUGAAUCUCUAGCAUUUACUCGUAUUUUUUUAUUUUUAUAACUAUUUCAAUCGAUAUAUUUUAUUGAAAUUCACAUUAACAUUGACUGUUACACAUUGUUUAUAAUAA